Messenger RNA from Panicum virgatum (switchgrass), 636 nucleotides. RefSeq lists its product as uncharacterized. The transcript is spliced from 3 exons. NCBI's taxonomy places the organism in Eukaryota, Viridiplantae, Streptophyta, Magnoliopsida, Poales, Poaceae. The record is from RefSeq and is a predicted model, not a curated record. Bases 1 to 636 code for a protein of 211 amino acids.
AUGGCGCAGAUCCCCGCCGCGAUGGAGGUGGCACUCCAGGGCCUGCGCGGGCUCCAAGAGCGUGGAGCUGCGAUCGACCCCGCCAAUCUGGAGGCGGAGGCCGCGGCGACGGAGGAGCGGCGCUACGCGGCAGAAGCGGCCGCCAACGCCACCAGGGAGGCAGAGCUCGCGCGGAGGGAGGCGGAGGCAGCCUCUCGCGUGGCGGCCUUGGACGCGCGCACCCAGGCCUUGACUGACCGGGAGGAGACCGCCCAUCGAGAGGCGGCCGCCGAGGCGGCGGCCAAGGAUCGGGCGGCGGAGGUUGAGCGGGAGGCGCGCGACCAUGCCUCGGCUGCGGCCCAGGAUGCGGCCACCAAGGUGAAGGAGGCUCGGCUCCUCCUCAAGGGUGAGAAGCAGGAGGCCGCCCACCGUGUCACAAUUGCGAAGGCGGUGGCCUUUGACGCCACGACGCGUGCCGCGGCCACUGAAGAGAAAGCCGCCCAUCUGGACGCGGCGGAGGGCAUCGUCCAGGGGUUUGAAGACGAGGCACGCACCCAGACCCUCGCCGUGGCGAGAGAAGUGGUGAAUACCUUGGUCCCGGUGGCCCUGGCGGCCAUCCUGCCAAGGACGAUAUUCGGCGCCUCCGUGCGCUUGUAA